AGUUCCCCCCAGCGGCACGUCUCCGAAGAAAACACUCGGCCGCUUCCUGUGGCACGCAUGUACACAGCAGAGAUCGGGCGAUGAAAACCUCCAAGAAAAAGCUGCCCACCAGCAGCGAACCUAAGCAGAAUAAUUCAGACGCCAACAGCGAAGAGGAAAAGGAGCUGUGUCCUGGUUUCAAAGACGUGGACGCCUUCGUUAAAUAUGAGUUGGGAGCUGUGCUAUCAGCCACUAAAGCCUCCGCUGGCUUACCGCAGGCCGGAGACGAAUAUGACUUCUACCGGAGCUUUCCAGGCUUCCAGGAGUUCUGUGAAAGUCAAGGAGAUAAACUUUUGCACUGCAUGAGUCAGAUAAUGCAGCACCAUGGCUGCAGAUCUCACAUAAGAGACCGGAACAAGCUAACCGGCGUGGAGGAGAGGUUUGACUUGGUUGUGGACUCCAACGAUGUUAUUCUCGAGAGAGCGGGGAUUCUCCUUGAUGAAGCUGAUGGGGUGAACAGGAACCAGAAUCCCGUUAUGCCUGCCGGGUUUCAGCCUCCGAAGAUUGUCGUUUCCAGCUGGAACCGUAAGAGUUCCAGCUCAGGCAGUCGAUCGGAGACGUUCCGACUGCUUCACGCCAAGAACGUUGCGAGACCCCAGCUGAAGUUUAAGGAGAAAGUUGACAACAGCAACACACCUUUUGUUCCCAAGAUCUUCAUCAAGCCCAAUGCGUUGAAGCCACUUCCAUCAUAUUUCUCAAACAAACAAAUCCGUAAAGAGAGACCAGAGGACCUGGAUGUCCCGGCUGCCCUGGCUGACUUCAUCCACCAGCAGAGAACUCAGGAACACGUAGAAGACAUGUUUGCACAUCCCUACCAGUACGAGCUGGACCAUCUGACCAUACUGGAACGCUUGCUGUCCAAGCCAGAGCCUCAGAUGUACAAACCGGUGGCUGAGACCAAGCUGUCCUUUAUUGACUCACUGGAGGAUCUGGUGGCUCUUAACGAGAAGCUGUGCAAAUUAUCUGAAUUUGCAGUGGACCUGGAGCACCAUUCCUACAGGAGCUUCCUCGGCCUCACCUGCCUGAUGCAGAUCUCCACCAGGGAGGAGGACUUCAUCAUCGACACCCUGGAGCUCCGCAGCGAAAUGUACAUCCUGAACGAGGCGUUCACUGACCCGACUAUCGUCAAAGUUUUUCAUGGUGCCGAUUCUGACGUGGAGUGGCUCCAGAGGGACUUGGGCUUGUACGUUGUCAACCUGUUUGACACCCAUCAGGCGAGCCGAGCCCUGAACCUGGCCAGGCAUUCCCUCGACCACUUACUCAAACAGUUCUGCAACGUGAACUCAGACAAACGCUACCAGCUGGCCGACUGGAGGAUCCGACCCUUGCCAGAUGAGAUGAUCGAGUACGCUCGAGCGGACACCCACUAUCUCCUUUACAUCUACGACUGCAUGAGGGCUCAGCUGCUGGAGUCCAACCACGGGCAGCCGGGCCUGCUGCAGUCCGUCUGGAACAAGAGCAAAGACGUUUCACUGAAGAAAUACGUGAAGCCGAUCUACACGGAGGAGUCAUAUUUAGAGCUGCAGAGGAAGCAGAAAAGGUCUUUUAACACUCAGCAGCUCACCACGUUCAGGCUGCUGUACGCCUGGAGAGACAAGCUGGCCAGGCAGGAGGAUGAAAGCACCGGAUAUGUCCUGCCCACGCAUAUGAUGAUCAAAAUAUCUGAAGAACUGCCCAAAGAGCCUCAGGGCAUCAUUGCCUGCUGUAACCCUGUGCCGCCGCUGGUGAGGCAGCAGGUCAACGAGCUUCAUUUGUUGGUACAGCAAGGCAGGGAAAUGCCGCUCCUGAAGGCCGAGAUCGCAGCUCAGAAGAAGAAAGGACUCACGCCCGUCAAAAAGGCUGACGUCACGUUGUUUGGUCCACACGAUACGUCCAGGGGGUCUGAGAGCGAGCACCCUCAGUUCUCGGCUGAUGACGUCCCAGUUAAACAGGGAAUCCUGUUCUCAGAGGAGGAUCGUCAAAUGGACAUCGAUGAGCAGAAGAUAAGCGGCCUCUUGGCUCCAGCUAAAAUCACUGUUUUUCAGGAACUGGAAACUCCUGCUGACCAAGAGUCCCAAUCCGUAGCCCAGAUGAAAGCCAUGCGUAUUAUCGAGGCUUUUGAAAAUCCUUUUAGAAUGUAUUUACCCUCCACGGGAGCACACGUCAGCAAAAAUGCCAAGUUUGACCCGUCUUCAAAAAUAUUUGAGAUCAGCAAGAGAUGGAAACUGCAGAGUAUUGAAAAGCAGGAGAAGGAGUUGGAGGUCAAGAAGAAAGCAAAGGAGGAAGCAAAAAAGCAAGCAAAGAAACUGUCAGAGGAAAGAACCAAGGCUAAACAGAGCUAUCAGGAGUCUCUGAAGAACAUCACCACCGUUCGCCAGCAGGCAGUGGAGUCCAAGGAUGGUGGGACAAAAAGAGCAAAGGGGGACAGUGGGGUUGGAGAGAUGACUCCCAAACCGAGUAAGAAGCUGAUGAAAUCAGCAGAGAAGGCGCAGAAGACUGAACCUGAAGAAAGCUUCAAGCCCUUUGACUAUACUCAGUCAGACCUUAAAGUUUUUGAUGGUUCCAAAGCUAGGGACAACACACAGUUUGAUCCAGCUCGGCAAGGCCAGGAUUUUAGGAAAAAGAAGUUUCCCCAAGGACAAAAGAGAAAUGUUUCUGCAGGAAACAGAAGUAUGUCAUACAUGAGCGGGAAAUCAGAAAGAGGUUUCCGAAAUAAGUGGCCCAAGAGAUAGACUCUGCAUUUUUUUUUCCUCCUUUUAAAUCACAUGGAAUACAUAUAUUUUCUUUUUUUUUUUCCUGUUUAUCACAAGGGAAAGUCAGUAUUUCAGAAUUUGAGUUUCAAAGUGGGUUUUUUUUCUCCACCUGUUAUACUGCCCUGUAAAUAUGUGGAAACACACAACUCUUUAUUAAAGUUGUUUUUUAAAAGAAAA
Molecule: messenger RNA, 2948 nt
Organism: Fundulus heteroclitus (mummichog)
Lineage: Eukaryota; Metazoa; Chordata; Actinopteri; Cyprinodontiformes; Fundulidae
Gene: exosc10
Product: exosome component 10
Exons: 25
Coding region: 81-2750 (889 amino acids)
Biological process (GO): histone mRNA catabolic process; nuclear polyadenylation-dependent rRNA catabolic process; exonucleolytic trimming to generate mature 3'-end of 5.8S rRNA from tricistronic rRNA transcript (SSU-rRNA, 5.8S rRNA, LSU-rRNA)
Cellular component (GO): nuclear exosome (RNase complex); nucleolus
Molecular function (GO): nucleotide binding; nucleic acid binding; 3'-5'-RNA exonuclease activity
Source: RefSeq, a predicted model, not a curated record